CUUCAAUCAACACAGUGAAUCGCUACCAAUUCCGACCUCAACCACCACCCACAGCUAUCAAUACCCUCAAAAAUCACCCAAGUGACUCCUCCUGCACCUUCAGCUAUAAUUGUACGUACUGCGGUAGGAGCCGACGCUGACGCGCAGCUCGUGAUGUGCCUCUAAAUUUCCCCACGCCUUCACUGAGUAACUCCCACUAACAGCAUAUCUCCAGACACGUCGCACGUCCCCCAGCGCGUUAGAAAACAACGGACAAAGAAAUUCUCCAGCUGCAACUGCAACCUGUCGAUUAUCCUUCCCAACUGUACCUUUACCAUUCAGAGCUCGAAUACCAACAUUGGUUCCUCUGUGCUGUGGCAGAGAGACCCUUACAUUCGCCCUCGUGCUCGCCUACAUCUAGCGCCAACGAGAAACCCUUCACAACCCUCACUCCAAAUCCUCUCUCAAAUCUGGCCUUACGCUUGGGAAAAGGCCAACGGCACACCGGCCGGCAGGCCGUGGGAGAUAUACAAGUUUGGGGAGUCGGUCGAGAUAUUUGCACAAGGCCUCCGCUCUACCUAGCUACAUAAGCCCACCAUGAGACGAAGCCGAGGAGGGCCUAGCUCCUACAGAUCCAAUGGAGCACCAAUACCAGACUCUCUAUCUCUGAUCAGAUCCUUCAAUGUCGAAACCAACCCAGCUCGUCCAGUUCGACCCUCUCCAUUAACCGCAUCCACCAUUCCGGACAUGCCACUUGAUUUGGUGGACCGCAUACGAUCGUUCCCCCUCUUCCUCUCGGCUCCUGAUACGUUCCUGGCGGCCAUUGGGAAGCAUUUGCGACCACAAGUACAUACCGCACACGAUCAUAUACUGAGUGAGGGUGACGAUGCAAAGGCCAUGUACUGGCUAGUGCGGGGCGCCGUGGCAGUGACGUCAAGGGACGGAGAAGCUACAUACGCUGAAUUGAAGCCGGGAGCAUUUUUUGGAGAGAUUGGUAUCUUGAUGGAUGUGCCUCGUACGGCAACCAUCAUAGCGAGAACAAAAUGUCUCUUGGUUGUGUUGAAGAAAGAGGAUUUGAGAUUGGAGCUCCCCAACUUUCCACAGAUGGAAAAGGCAAUAAUGGAAGAGGCACAAGAGCGACUUACGAUACUCAACAAAAAAAGAAAGGAGAGUGGUUUUGGUCCCAAAAUUGUCUCUUCUACCGAGUUGCCUUCCAGAGGGUCAAAACUUGCACGGGAGCCGGCACCAGGAGAGGUUUCUACUGGGGAUGUUGGAUACAUUGACAAUGGAGUGGUGAUAAACAAGAAGAAACGAAAAUCGCCAAGUCCACAAGGAAUCGAGGAUCUAGCUGCUGGAAGUGCGUUGGGAAGCGGCUUCGUCAAUGUUCGAAAAACGUUAAAAGAUUUACCAUUAUUUUCAAAUUUGCCACCCGAGAUUCUACAUUUUCUUGGAUUGAGCGCCAUUCCAAAAACUUAUCCACCAUUUACUGAUAUUAUCCUGCAAGGUUCCUCAGGGAACGAAAUUUAUUUUAUUGUACGAGGGGAAGCAGAAGUUAUUCAUGAAAGUACAGGCAGCCCGGAUAGUCCCACACAAGAGCAGAAUUCGUACAUUCGACCUCGACUGAAACAGGGACAAUAUUUUGGAGAAGUUGCAAGCUUGGCAUUGGCUCCGACGAGGACAGCUACAGUUCGAUCCAUCACUACCGUUGAAUGUCUGAUGAUCAAUGGGGAAAUUCUUCAAGAGCUCUGGAGACGAUGUUCUCCUGAUAUACGGAACCAAGUUGAGGCGACUGCCAAAACUCGAAUUGCUACGGCGGAAUCAGAGGACGUCCAAAUGGUUGAUGUUGAAUCACCAGCCAUCAAAAAGUUGGAACUUGAGGAUGGAACGGCAACUUCACGACGUGGAUCUCUUCCUCAAGUGACGUUUACGCCUUCGAAACCAGCUAGUCCCCAUAAGCCAAGUCGUGUUGAAGAUAAAGACAUUAUGGAGCCGCUGGAUCCAGAUCCAUUUCUCAGUGUUGAUAUGGAUAACAUGAGAGCAAGAUCAGCAAGGAGGGGCUCAUUUGCACCACCACCUCCAGAUACGCCACCUCCAGAAGAAAAGAAUAAUAAACCUGGUCCAAGGACAAGGUCCAGAGCUCAAACCCCAACACCUUCAAGAGCACCCACACAUGCAGUCACGCCACCAGAUUCCAAUCGACCGAAAAGACCGAAAACAGUUCAGCGAAGACCGAGCCAAUACAAUCAAGGAAUUCUCCCAGAUGGAGUUUUGACCAUUGUUUUUUCACAUUUGGACAUCUACCAACUCAUGAAAACCCGCCUCGUCUCGUUACAUUGGGGUAAACUUCUUACCAGUUCCCUGGAUGUCUGCCAUCAUGUUGAUCUUUCUCUUUAUAACCGACGAGUCACCAACAGAGCACUCAUUGACGUUAUUUGUCCAUUCAUCGGUCGUCGAGCAAAGACCAUUGAUCUCAGUAAUUGCUUUCAUGUCACAGAUGAAGGUUUCAGUUAUCUUUCGAAUAAUUGUGGAGGCACAAUUCAAUCGUGGAAAAUGAAGAGUGUGUGGGAUAUUUCGGCAAAUGCUGUAUUGGAAAUGGCAAAUAACGCAAAACUUCUGGAAGAAAUUGACCUCUCGAAUUGUCGAAAAGUCUCUGAUAAUCUUCUCGCGCGUAUCGUAGGUUGGGUAGUCACUGAACCCAAUACUCCUGCUCAGUCAUCUAAUUCCCGUGCGAAAUCGACAGCUGUCAUUCCACCCCCUGGUACAGUUGUCGGUUGUCCCAAACUCAAACGUCUUACACUGAGUUAUUGCAAACAUGUGACUGAUCGCUCGAUGGCGCAUCUGGCGGUUCAUGCUCAUAGUAGACUUGAGAGUAUGGAUCUUACGAGAUGUACUACAAUCACAGAUGGUGGCUUUCAACAUUGGAGUAUUUAUCGAUUUGACAGAUUGGAGAGAUUGAUCUUGGCGGAUUGUACUUAUCUGACUGAUAAUGCUAUUGUGUAUCUCACCAAUGCAGCUAAAGGGCUGAGGGAAUUGGAUCUGGUAUGUUUUUCCCUUCUCAUCAUCUUUUCUUCCAUUAAUUUUCGAUCAGUCCUUCUGUUGCGCCCUCUCCGACACCGCAACUGAAGUCCUUUCCCUCGGCUGCCCGCACCUCUCUUCCCUCAAACUUUCCUUCUGUGGCUCCGCCGUCUCAGACUCCUCCCUGAGAUCCAUCGGGCUUCAUCUCCUGGAACUCAGACACCUGAGUGUACGGGGCUGUGUGCGUGUCACGGGUGUUGGUGUUGAAGCUGUGGUGGAAGGAUGUCGAAUGCUGGAGUGGUUCGAUGUCUCGCAGUGUAAGAAUCUGGGGCGAUGGCUUGAGGGCGGAGGUAUCGAGAAGGUUGGAGGUGUGAGAGCGAAGGAGGGGAAAGGAUGGACAGGGGGCAUUGAGAAGAGGGUUGGUGUUGGAGCGAUGCGAAUGGGGAUGGGUAUGGGGAUGGGGCUGACUGGUAGGAGGGGUGGGAGGAGGGGGAUGGGAUCGAUGGGCAUGGGCAUCGGUCGAAGGAGUGGGGUUGUUUUCGAAGUUAGUAAGGGGGGAAAGGGGUUGAGGUGA
Messenger RNA from Hymenoscyphus albidus, 3568 nucleotides. Lineage: Eukaryota; Fungi; Ascomycota; Leotiomycetes; Helotiales; Helotiaceae. The record is from the annotation of a GenBank genome assembly.